Molecule: messenger RNA, 2898 nt
Organism: Hemibagrus wyckioides
Lineage: Eukaryota; Metazoa; Chordata; Actinopteri; Siluriformes; Bagridae
Gene: med29
Product: mediator complex subunit 29
Exons: 5
Coding region: 140-706 (188 amino acids)
Biological process (GO): regulation of transcription by RNA polymerase II
Cellular component (GO): mediator complex
Molecular function (GO): transcription factor binding; transcription coregulator activity
Source: RefSeq, a predicted model, not a curated record
GGUGUACCAGCGGGCCUAACUCGAAGAAGAAGAGGAAGAGGAAGAGGAAGAAGACCAACAACAAUAACGAGAGGAAAAGACGAUGAAAAGAUCUGUAAAGUGAAUAUCUGUGAAGACUGAAGUGUUUUUCUUUACAGUAAUGUCUCAACCACAGCCUCCUGCAGCAAACCCCCAGGCGGUCCUUCAGCAGCCUCCUCCUCCUCCACAGCAGCAGCAGCAGCAGCAGCUCAACCAGCAGCAGGAUUUCGACCCAGUUCACAGGUUUAAAAUGCUGAUUCCGCAAUUAAAAGAGAGUUUACAGAAUGUAAUGGCAAUCGCUUCGCAAAAUUUUUCACACAAUACUGCAAUUGAUAACGGAAUUGCAGUGAGGGCAGAAAAGCCACUCUCUCCAAGAAAGAGUAAUGAUUCCACGGUUCAGCGAUUUGACAAGAGUUUAGAAGAGUUUUACGCCCUCUGUGAUCAACUGGAACUCUGUUUGCGCCUGGCUCAUGAGUGCCUCUCUCAGAGCAUUGACAGUGCCAAACACUCUCCAAACCUGGUGCCUACAGCAACCAAACCUGACACAGUGCAAACAGAGUCCCUGUCUUACUCUCAGUAUCUCAGUAUGAUCAAAUCUCAGAUAUCUUGUGCUAAAGACAUCCAUAAUGCUUUGCUGGAAUGCUCCAAGAAAAUAGCAGGAAAGAGUCAGCAGCAAGGCAUCCUUUAACAGUGCUCAUGUGCUGUGAAUUUUCACGUUGUCAGAUUGUCCUGAGAAGGACAAUGUUUUUAGAUGGGGUUUGUAAAUAAUAAUAACACAAAAUACAAUUUUGGUUUACAGAAGUAUACAGUUUGAUAUUAAAAAUGCACAUACUUGUUGAUUGCUUUAUUAAAUGGUGAUGCUCUGUGCAUUGAUCAAUACCCUGGCUUUUGUUUGUAUUUCUGGGCUUAGAAAUUGUGGAAUUUAUAAUACAUAUCCUAACAGGUAUAAAAAUAAGAUUAAAAUGAACACUGAAUUGACAGCAAUAUAUUCACCCUGGUCAUUCAUACUCUGAACAACAGUUACAGUAAUUAAUAGUCAAAGUGAAAUGUAUGCUUAUUUAAUUUUUAUGCUUAUUAUGUUUAAGGAUGUUGUAUAUUAUUAUUGUAUACUGUAUACACACACACACAUAUACACUACUCACAAAAAGUUAAGGAUAUUCAGCUUUCGGGUGAAAUUUCAGGAUGCACCUAAAAUGCACUAUAACCUUUACAGGUGAACUUAAUUUGACCUUCUCUACACUUUUGAAUGCACAUGUCCAACUGUUCAGUGUUUCAGUACUUUUUGCAGAACUUGCUGUUCUCUAACAAGGUGCUUAAUGGCAAAAUUCACAACUGGUGUUUGAUCCAUGAAUCCACCAAUAAAUUUUCUGGUUCAGUUAGAAUUGGUAUUUAAACAGUCCUCUUCAUCAUGCUGUUCACAUUUUCACAUCAAGACCACACCUAACAAUUGAUCAACAGAACCUCACCAUUGUGAGGCUUCAAACAGGAUGUUCUCAGAGGGAAGUGGCCACUGAGCUUAGAGUGUCACAGAGUGUCAUCAGCAGGUUGGGACAGAGAUACAGAGAGACUGGAAGAGUCACAGAAAGGCAUAGAAGUGGCCACAUCCCACGUUGAUGACCGCUUCAUUGUGAACAGUGCCCUGCAGAACCGGAUGAAUGAAUGCCACUCAACUCCAGGCACAUUUAAGGGGGUGAGAGGCACCUAAGUGUCACGUCAGACCAUUCGAAACCUGCAAGGGUACCUGACCACACCACCAGGCACAGGCAUCAGGAAUGCCAUGCCUCAGCAGACAAUAAAUCGACUCGUGAACAGCAUGAGACGUCGUUGUCAAGCUGUAAUUGAUGGUCAAGGGCACAUGACAAAUUAUUGAGACAUUGAGAUUUUUUGUUGUGGUAUACCCUCCACUGUUGUUGGCUUUUGUUUCAAUAACUUGUUUGAGAUGAGGAAAUCACCAUUGCAUGCUUCUACUUAAAUGCCCUACUUUCAUGAUAUAAUAUCACUGUAGUGUGAACUUUUUACAUUUUCCAUAAAUUUCACCCAAAACCCAAAUAUCCUUAACUUUUUGUGAGUAGUAUGUAUAUAUAUAUAUAUAUAUAUAUAUAUAUAUAUAUAUAUAUAUAUGAGAUGUAUGCAAUUAGGGGAUAAGUGAACCGGUGCAUUAUAAGGUGCAAAUAUGUUUCCUUUUGUUAAUGUAAUGACUGAUACAUGUUGCUAUCAAGGAAAAUGCUGCAAGAAUGUGGUUUACAGCUCAAUUUAUUUGGCCUUGUGUCUACAAAUACUCAGAAGGCACUGGCAGCUGGUGGUUUGUAAAAUAGGGGUGGCUGUUAUUGAAGUAAGUGGACACCUGACCAUCAUACCCAUAUGUGAUUCUUCCCCAAAAUGUUGCUACAAAGCUGGAAGCACCCAAUUGUAUAUAUUAUACCUUUAUUGGCUGUAGCAGCAAGGUUUCCCUUCAUUAGAACUAUGAGGCCCAAACCUGUUCCAGCAUGCCAAUGUUCCUGUGCAUAAAGCAAGCUGCAUAAAGGAUGUUGUGAAAUAGGUGUGCAAAUCAAGUGUCAAGCCCUGACCUUAACCCCACUGAACAAUUUAAGAGAAUUUUGUGGCAGACAUUCCUACAGCAGUGCUCCAACAUCUGGUGUAAAUCCAUAUUAAUGCCCAUAGAUUUGGAAUGGGACACUGGACAAGCACAUAGGGCUGUGAUAGUCAGGUGUCUAUUUAAGCAAUGAUACUGUAGUCAUAAGGUUGCUGGUAAUCCCAGCCAUGAUAUUCAAUACAACAACACAAUUGGGGGUGGGAUAUUACUUUUACACAAGAGUUCUAAAACAAUGAAUGAAUAUUGGGAACUAACAUUUCCAAUAAAAUAUGUUCACAUGGUGUUUA